Messenger RNA from Cinclus cinclus, 1899 nucleotides. RefSeq names its product ankyrin repeat domain 34A (gene ANKRD34A). The record is from RefSeq and is a predicted model, not a curated record. NCBI's taxonomy places the organism in Eukaryota, Metazoa, Chordata, Aves, Passeriformes, Cinclidae. Gene Ontology annotation, molecular function: protein binding.
AUGCUGAGUCCCGGGGCCCGCUGGGGACGAGGAGGGUACCCCCGGUCCCGAUGCGCCGGUCCCGCCCCGCGCAAGCGCAGUCGCUCCGCACGCGCCGGCGCGCAGAGGGAGGAGCUCCUGCGCAAACCCCGCGCUGAUUGUCCCGCUGCCCCACGGCCCUUAGUCCUGCUGGACUGUGACCCCCAGUCCCGCUCUCCCCCGCAGCCUCCUGUGUCCCCCGGCCCCUGCGCCCCCCUCCUCACUCCCACGCAGGGCCGGGCGCUGGAUGCGCCGUGGGUGAUUCAUCCUGCUCCAGCCCCCCCCCGCCCCCCCCGCCCUGCGCCGGCAGCUGCCAAAAAUAGCGCUGCGGGGCGGGGGGGGGACCCUCCGCAUCACCUCCCGCUCCCCGCAUCACCGGCGGCAGGCCGGGAUGGCGGCCACGAGCCGCUGUCUCCGACACCCCCAUCCCCGGGGCCGUGGGAAGCGGGACCUGGAGAGGAGGGACCCCACGUUCCGGUUGCCACGUGAGCGAGUGCCAGCCCUGUCCCCGCACUCCGUCCCGCGAGCCCGGCCAUGCCCAGCCCUGUCCGCCGCGCCCCCAGCGCCGCGGUGCCACAGGGGCUCCCCAUGAUCCCGGCGGAGGGUUCGGCGCUGCUGCGCGCCGUAUCCCAAGGGAAAUUCCGCCUGACCCGGCUGCUGCUGGAAGGGGGAGCCUACAUCAACGAAGGCAACGCCGCGGGCACGACGCCGCUGAUGGCAGCGUGCCGUGCCGGCUACGCCGACCCGCCCGAACAGCCGCGGAUGGUCCAGUACCUUCUGGAGAACGGCGCCGAUCCCAACAUUCCCGACAAAUCCGGGAAGACGGCGCUGAUGCACGCUUGCGUCGAGCGCGCCGGCCCGGCCGUGGUCACCAUCCUGCUGGCCCACGGCGCCGACCCCAGCGCCCGGGAUUACGCCGGUGGAUCCGCGCUGGUCUACGCCUUGGAGCGCGGGGACCGGGAGACGCUGCAGGUGCUGCUGGACGCGUGCCGGGAGCGCGGGCGCGACGUCAUUAUCAUCACCUCGGCCACGUCGCCCCGCGGCACCAAGACCACCCGGCAGUACCUGAACUCGCCCCCGUCGCCCGCUCUCUGCGCGUCCCCGUCCCAGGUGCAGGUGCGGGCGGCGGCGUCGCCGGGUGCCGGCGCGAGGGACGAGGAGCGUGACGUGUUCCGCUUCCCACCCACGGCUCCGGGCGCCGCUCCAGAACCAGCCCGGGCUGCGCCCAAGCGGCAGCUGAAGAGGCUCAACUCGGAGCCGUGGGGGCUGGCGGUGCCAGGGGUGGAGGGGAUGCGAGGACACUCCGAGGGGACGCAUGGAAGCCUGGAGGGGACGCAGGGAGCCUCAGAGGGAGCACAGAGAACCUUAGAUGAGAUAUGGGGACCCUUGGAGGGGACAAGGGGCCCCUCAGAAGGUUCGUGGGGUUCCCCUGAGGGCCCACGGGGGCCCCUGGAAGGGACGUCAGCAUCCCCAGAGCGGCUGGUAGUGGGGCUGGAGGGGCUGCGGUUGCGCCCACGCCGGCACAGUGUGGAGGGGCGCGAGGCCUCAGGGCUGCCAGGAGUCACCUGGGCAGAACGAGUGCCCCCUGUCCCCACCCCGGGGCGUUGGGCUCCAGCCCCCGAUCCUCCACGGGGUAAACCCCUGCGCCGGGACCCCCCUAAUCCUGAGCUAGCCACCCCAGGGCUGCUCCGGCACCCGGCUGGGCUGCUGGAGCGCCGUGGCUCUGGAACGCUUCCCCUGGAACCCCCCGGGCCGGGCAGGGCGGGGCUGCUCCCCCCGCUGCCCCCCCGAGCACUGCUCCGCCGGCAUUCCAUGCAGCCAGAAGCUCUGCGGCAUCUCGGGGCCUUCUGCGGGGGGCUGGCUCCCGAGUCUGGCUCUUAG